GCCAGGCUCAGCUGACCCGUGAGGAUGCCUCCGCAGCAAGGGGAAGGACAGGGGUGCGCUGACUCCGAGGUGGAUGUGCCCUCCUCGCGUCUGUUCACCUGGGAAGAGAUCCGCCUUCGCAAUGGCCAAGAAGAUCCCUCUCGGGAACGGUGGCUGGCGAUUGACAGGAAGGUCUACGACAUCACUCGCUUCCAUAAGAGGCACCCGGGGGGUUCCAGGGUCAUUUGCGGCUAUGCGGGCCAGGAUGCCACGGAUCCUUUCAUAGCAUUUCACAUUGAUAAAACUCUAGUAAAGAAGCAUAUGAAACAACUAAUGAUUGGGGAACUGGCACCUGAUCAGCCCAGCUUUGAGCCCAGCAAAAAUAAAUUAUUAGUAGAGGACUUCCGAGAACUUCGGUCCACUGUUGAGAAGAUGGGACUCUUGAAACCAAACCCUCUCUACUUCCUUGUAAUUCUUCUCCACAUCUUAUUGCUGGAUGCUGCAGGAUGGUUUGUCCUGUGGUACUUUGGGACAUCUGUAACUACUUUCAUUAUUGCUACAACUCUGCUGCUGAUUUCUCAGUCCCAAUCAGGUUGGCUACAGCAUGACUUGGGGCAUCUUUCAGUCUUCAGCCAUCCAAAAUACAACCACCUUGUUCAUGAGUUUGUGAUGUGCCAUCUAAAGGGACUUUCAGCCAACUGGUGGUCUCUUCACCAUUCUCAACACCAUGCCAAACCCAAUUGCUUCCAAAAGGACCCAGAUCUUGAAAUGCAUCCCAGAGUUUUUUCUUUGGGAAAACCUCUUUCUGAAGAGCUGGGCAGGCAGAAGAAGAAGUACAUGCCUUACAAUCAUCAGCACAAGUACUUCUUCAUCACAAUGCCCCUGAUUGUAGUUCCAUGGUUUAAGAUGUUCUCAAUUUAUUUCGUAUUCCAACGCAAACUAUGGAGGGAGUUGGCAUGGAGUGUUACAUAUUUCAUCCGAAUUUUCAUUACCUUUGUGCCCUUAUUGGGAGUGAAUGUUGUUUUGGGACAACUUUUUCUGCUCAUUAUUCUAGAGAGUAUUCUGUUUACGUGGAUAUCUCAACUGAACCAUAUCCCUAUGCACAUUGAUUAUGAUGGAAACAUGGACUGGUUCUCUACACAGCUUCUGGCAACAUGUAAUGUGAACCAAUCAUUCUUCAAUGACUGGGUAACGGGGCAUCUGAAUUUUCAGAUUGAGCAUCACCUUUUCCCUACAAUGCCUCGACACAACUUCUGGAAGGUGGCCCCUCUGGUUAAGUCUUUCUGUGCCAAACAUGGUAUUGAAUAUAAGUCAAAGCCCCUGUUUUCUGGCUUUGCAGAUAUUAUAUAUUCUUUGAAGAAUUCAGGCGAGAUCUGGCUUGAGGCAUUUAACCAUGCCUGAGAAGUGCAUUCCAGAGCGAUGACAAUUAUGAAGAUACCACAGAUGAAACUGAAGGCCAAAAGCCUGUGGCCCUGAAAAUGGACUUAUUACUGAGUAAGCUUGCAUAGGGUUGGACUGUAAAUAUAGCAUGAUUACUGCUACUGUUCAACUUUUCUGGAACCUUUCUAAACUAUUUAUAAUUUUGUUGUAAAAUGGUGCAUGCUUUAGACAAUAAACCAUGCUAACAAAA
This is a messenger RNA of Sphaerodactylus townsendi, 1609 nucleotides long. Its product is annotated as acyl-CoA (8-3)-desaturase-like. The record is from RefSeq and is a predicted model, not a curated record. Lineage: Eukaryota; Metazoa; Chordata; Lepidosauria; Squamata; Sphaerodactylidae. Bases 25 to 1380 code for a protein of 451 amino acids. Gene Ontology annotation, cellular component: membrane. Gene Ontology annotation, molecular function: oxidoreductase activity, acting on paired donors, with oxidation of a pair of donors resulting in the reduction of molecular oxygen to two molecules of water. The transcript has 12 exons. Gene Ontology annotation, biological process: lipid metabolic process.